Sporothrix brasiliensis 5110 is the source of this 1488-nucleotide messenger RNA. RefSeq lists its product as uncharacterized. Gene Ontology annotation, molecular function: sterol binding. Gene Ontology annotation, cellular component: membrane; cytosol; intracellular membrane-bounded organelle. The coding region runs from base 1 to 1488 and encodes 495 amino acids. Lineage: Eukaryota; Fungi; Ascomycota; Sordariomycetes; Ophiostomatales; Ophiostomataceae. The transcript is spliced from 3 exons. Gene Ontology annotation, biological process: endocytosis; piecemeal microautophagy of the nucleus; exocytosis. The record is from RefSeq and is a predicted model, not a curated record.
AUGGCUGAGCUGGCCGCCACCCCCCAAGUCGAAGAGCAGUCCGACGGCUCCAAGCUGCGGACGUUCUUGUCCAUCUUAAAGAAGUUCAUUGGCGUUUCGGACCUAGCUGCCGUGCGCUUCUCGUUGCCAUCACAGCUGCUCGAACCGACGCCCAACCUUGAAUACUGGAACUACCUCGACGCUCCCAACUCGUUUAUUGCCAUUGGCACCUCCGACGAACCCCUCGACCGCAUGCUCGAGGUGCUGCGCUUCUGGUUUACCAAGGAUCUCAAAUAUGCCAAGGGCCGGCCAUGCAAGCCCUACAACUCGUGCCUGGGCGAGUUCUUCCGCUGCAACUGGGAUGCCGAAGACAAUGCCCCGCGCAUUGUUCACCAAGAAUUGCUCGGCGUCGCUGACGGUGCUGCCAAGACAAACGGCACUGCAGCGUCGAGUUCGGCGUCGAGCGUAAAGUCCAACAUGUCCCGCGGCAGCUCCAAGAGCGCCGCCGCCGCCGCCGGCACCCGCACCCCUAACCUCUCUGUGCCCCAGAGCGGCUCCAACCCCCGGAAUGCCAAGGUCCGGGUGUCAUAUCUCACCGAGCAGACGUCACACCACCCGCCGGUCAGCGCCUUCUACAUUAGCUGCCCGGAGCGCGGCCUGCAUGCACGCGGGUUCGACCAGAUCACGGCCAAAUUUACCGGAACCAGCAUCAAGGUCAUGCCGGGCGAGCACAACCUGGGCAUUUUCAUCACGCUGGAGAAGCGCGACAACGAGACGUACCAGCUCACCCACCCGGCGGCCCACCUGGGCGGUCUUUUGCGCGGCGCGCUGAGCGUCAGCGUCGGCGACAUGGCCUACAUCACCUGCCCGGAAACGAAGCUCAAGGCCAUCUUGCACUACUACGAUGAGGGUUGGCUAAGCCGGUCGACGAACAUGGUGGAUGGUGUGAUCUUUCGCUACGACCCCAAGAACGACGACAAGAUGCGGAUCCGUGACGUGCCAGACGAGGACGUCCUCGUGCGGUUAAACGGGCCGUGGAAGGAGAAGAUUACCUUUACAAUGGGCCCUAAACCAUUUAACACACAACCUGCCGAGGCCCAAACAACUAUUAUCGAUAUCGCCCCCCUUACCGUGGCGCAGAAAGUGAUUCCGCCAGAUGACCAGCAGCUCAAGAACGAGUCGCUGCAGCUGUGGGGAGAGGUCACCAAGGCCAUCCUCGCCAAACAAUUUUCCAAGGCGACGAGCAUCAAACAGGAGCUUGAGGAGAGCCAGCGUGAAAAGGCGCGCGAGCGCGAACGCACCGGCAUCGCCUGGAACCCCGUCUUCUUCACGCAGGUGACUGGCAACGGCGGCAAGCCCGAGUUGUCUGAAAAGGGUCGCCAGGUGCUCGAACGCGCACAAAAUGGCGACUGGAGCAUGGUCGGCAUCGUGGAUGUUGAUGCGGAAGCCAAGGAAGAGGAAGAGACAACUGGGACCGUGCCAGAUGACGCGACUGAAGUGGUUGCUUGA